AAAUCCGGUCAAGAAGCUUUUAAACAGUAGUAUAAAUAAAUCCUAUCCAAAUCCCAAUGAUCUGAGCCUUCCGAGAGUUUGAGGUUGAUGUGAGCGCGAAAAAGAUGUUAGUUUGGCGUAGCGUAAACAUAACAGUUCCUAACAACGUUCAUUUUUCUCUUGGGAAUUUCAUCAAACACCUUCCGUCCUCAACAAUUUCCUGUCCGUACAGACUCAGCACCAAAACCCUGGUCACUACCAGUGCCCUUAGCUCCUCUUCCUAUUUCGAAACCCUAACUUCCCGCCAAAAAGACCAGCUCAAUCUCUACGUCCACACUCUUCUAGAAUGGAACCAGAGAAUGAAUCUUACUGCUGUUAGAGAGGUAAAUGAAGUCAUGGAAAGGCACAUUGAGGAUUCACUUUCAAUACUACCACCUAUAAAGAAUUCUUAUGUCUCUCACUGUAACAAUUCAAUCAACAACCUUAAUCUUGUUGAUGUUGGAAGUGGCGCGGGGCUUCCCGGUCUAAUUUUAGCUAUUGCUUGUCCAGAUUGGAAGGUAACUCUAUUAGAGUCGAUGAACAAGCGGUGUGUUUUCUUGGAGCAUGUGAUAGGUCUUACCGGCUUGUCAAAUGUCAAAGUUGUAAGAGGAAGAGCGGAGAAUUUGGGGCAGGAUCUUUGCUUCAGAGAGCAAUUUGAUGUAGCAGUGGCCAGGGCAGUUGCAGAAAUGAGAAUCUUAGCUGAGUACUGUCUUCCUCUGGUUCGUGUUGGUGGUUUGUUUGUAGCUGCAAAGGGUCAUGAUCCUCAGGAAGAAGUUAGGAAUGCAGAAAGAGCAAUCCAAAUGAUGGGUGCUUCCCUGUUGCAACUGUGCUCAGUGGAGUCACACAGCCCAUAUGGACAGCGGACUGCCAUCAUAUGUUUAAAAGAUCACUCCACCCCAAGGAAGUAUCCUCGCGAUCCAGGCACACCAGCAAAAGAACCACUGUAAAUAAUUCAGAUGCACAUUCUGCUGUUAUUUUUAUUGACGGCUUGUACUUUGAGUUGCCACUUCUUACAAGUGGAAAUAAAUAUAUGUAACACUAAACAGAAGCGAACUUACAUUUUGAUCCACCAAAGUGACCUAUUGUGCUUAACGUAAUGUGAAUUCUUUAUUCGUUUAUGUUUUUAA
Messenger RNA from Quercus robur (English oak), 1145 nucleotides. RefSeq lists its product as uncharacterized. The record is from RefSeq and is a predicted model, not a curated record. The coding region runs from base 105 to 965 and encodes 286 amino acids. The transcript has 7 exons. Gene Ontology annotation, molecular function: rRNA (guanine-N7-)-methyltransferase activity. Gene Ontology annotation, biological process: rRNA processing. NCBI's taxonomy places the organism in Eukaryota, Viridiplantae, Streptophyta, Magnoliopsida, Fagales, Fagaceae. Gene Ontology annotation, cellular component: cytosol; cytoplasm.